Messenger RNA from Bacillus rossius redtenbacheri, 3525 nucleotides. Its product is annotated as importin-11-like. Lineage: Eukaryota; Metazoa; Arthropoda; Insecta; Phasmatodea; Bacillidae. Gene Ontology annotation, biological process: protein import into nucleus. The record is from RefSeq and is a predicted model, not a curated record. Gene Ontology annotation, molecular function: small GTPase binding. Gene Ontology annotation, cellular component: nuclear envelope; cytosol. The coding region runs from base 446 to 3376 and encodes 976 amino acids. The transcript is spliced from 20 exons.
UUGAUGUGACAGUGACAAGUGACUAACGUUAUAGUAAGCGAUUGCUUUUCAUAUUCAUUCAUAUAGUAUUUUGUAUUUCUGUUAGGGAGCUGAUAAAUAAAAACACUUUGUGUUAGUUACACUUAUUUUGGAAAUGCCCUAAGUUCACAGCAAGAGACUAUAUAACUACUAUCCUACAAGUGAACUAAAUGCAAUACAACUAGGACAUCAAGAUAAGUGUUACUUUUAGAAGAAUAACUACAACAUCAAGACAUUCAGCACAUGAGUUAAGGAUAAGUCCCCUACGUAGACCGAAGGAAGGAAGGAAGGAAGGAAGGAAGGAAGGAAGUGAUAUCAUGUGACCAUCCAAAGAGCCAUCUAUAGCUGACUCCAACCUCAGACUCUGUUCGUCGAGUCACCAGUCGAAACCCCAGGAACCUGAAUAGGAUUGUGGUGAUGUGCUAGCAUGGAGCUGAAUGCGGCGGGGACUCUGGUGCUGGAGACGCUCCAGCAGGCAGCAAGCCAGGACGUGGGUGUCCUGAAGCCUGCCGAGCAGCGGCUCAAGCAGUGGGAGACGGAGCCCGGCUUCUACAGCGUGCUGCUCAACAUAGUUUCCAACCAUGCUAUCGAUGUCAACGUCCGGUGGCUGGCCGUGCUCUAUUUCAAGAACGGCAUCGACCGCUUCUGGAGGAAGGCAGCACCCAAUGCUAUCUCUGAAGCUGAGAAGAUACCUCUACGCCAGGGUCUGGCAUCCUGCUUCACGGAACCUGUCAACCAGAUUGCCACCCAGAUCGCAGUGCUCAUUUCCAAGAUUGCAAGGGUGGAGUGGCCGCGGGACUGGCCGGAGCUGAUACCGGUCAUCCUGGAGGCGGUGAAGAGCAACAACCCAUUGGUGCAGCACCGCGCCAUACUCACCCUGCACCACGUCGUCAAGACCCUCUCCUCCAAGAGGCUCGUUGGGGACAGGAAGCUGUUCCAGGAGCUGACUGCCGGCGUGUUUGAGUUUGUGCUGAGCGUGUGGAGCUCUCACCUGCAGGCCUUCCUGUCCCAGAUGUCUGAAGAGACACCUACAAUGGCAGAAUCUUUAGAGAAAGCACUACUAACAUUACGUAUCUUGCGAAAGUUAGUAGUAUACGGUUACAGAAAUCCACACGAAUCUCAAGAAGUUAGGUUAUUCCUAAGCAUGGUAUUUGAUAGAGCCAAAACCAUGCUAGAGUGCCGCAAGUCGUUGCUCAGCAGAGACAAAACUGCGUUGGCGGAAGUAUGCGAGAAGUUCGUCAUCCACCUGACGAAGAUCCUUCUGGAUGUACUGGAGCACCACCCCUUGUCGUUCGUGGAGUACAUCCACAUGUCGCUGGAGUUCGCUGGCUACUACGUGUUCACUCCGACCGGCGAGGGCCUGCUCUUUGAGCGCUUCAUCGUGCAGUGCUUGAAUCUGGUCAAAGCCAUUCUCUUGUGUGUGGAGUACAAGCCUGGCAAGGUUGUGGAAGAUAAAAAGGAGCCAGAAGUGUUGCGAGCCCACGAGCUGAAGAUGUCCUUCUUCACUGAGGUCACUCUGACAGAGUUCUGCAGGAAACUGGUGACGCACUACUUCCUACUAACCAAGGCAGAUCUGGAGCAGUGGGACUCGGAUCCUGAGGGCUUUGCUAUUGACGAAGGUGGUGAAUCAUGGAAGUACAGUCUAAGGCCGUGCACGGAGACAGUGUUUGUCACCCUCUUCCACGAGUUCCGUGCCACGCUGUCUCCGGUGCUGCUCAGCAUGGUUCAGAGCAGUCACAGCCUGGUUCCACCCGAUGACCUGACCGCUAUUCUGAGGAAGGAUGCAGUGUACAAUGCAGUCGGCCUAGCAGCUUUUGAUUUCUACGAUGAGGUCAAUUUUGAUCAGUGGUUUUCUACUACUCUAACUCAAGAGCUGAGAGUGAAGGAAGGCAACUACAGAGUGAUUCGGAGAAGAGUUACGUGGUUGAUAGGCCAGUGGACAGGAGUGAAGCUGUCACAGGAAUUGCGUCCUGCACUAUACGCUGCAAUGCUUCCCCUACUGGGGCGCGGGGAGGACAUGGCGGUGCGUCUAACUGCCUCCAGUACCCUCAAGCUUGCCAUCGAUGACUUUGAGUUCAACACAGACCAGUUCCUGCCAUUCCUUGAGACAGCAUUCUCCUUGCUGUUCGCCUUACUGCAGGAGGCCCAGGAGUGCGACACCAAGAUGCAUGUGUUGUAUGUGCUGUCUUUCAUCAUAGAGAGGGUUGGAUUCUCGAUUCGACCAUUUGCCAACUCACUCGUGCAGUACCUCCCACAGCUGUGGCAGCAGUCAGCAGAACACAACAUGCUUCGCUGUGCCAUUGUCUCCACCAUGGUUCACCUGGUGAAGGCCUUCGGCAUGGUGACAGAGACCCUGUACCCAUUCCUGGUCCCCAUGGUGGCCCUGAGCACGGACCUCAGCCAGCCGGCACACGUGUACCUGAUGGAGGACGGCCUGGAGCUGUGGCUGGCCGUGCUGGAGAACUCCUCGCAGGUCACGCCUGAGCUGCUGCAGCUGUUUCGCAACAUGCCUCACCUGCUGGAGCACUGCACGGACAACAUCCGCACCUGCUUCUACAUCAUCCAGGCCAACAUCCUUCUGGCCCCGGACCUCUUCUUGAAGACGUACGGGGAGCCCAUCAUCAUGCACUGUGAUGACAUGCUGUCCGACAUGCGCAGUGAAGGGGUGGUCCUGACCAUGCGGUUGGUGGAGACGUACCUCCGAGCCGCACCUUCUCUUGCGACAGACGUGGUGAAGCCCAUCUUGCCGCGAGUGUUCCUGGCUGUUUACAAGGGGGAGGAAUACCCCAUGGUGAUGUCAAUGUACUUGUCGGUAAUGUCCAGAGUACUUCUCAAUUCCCUUCAGGCAUUUAGUCAAGUGGUGCAGAAAGUGGCUAACCUGGUUGGAGAGCGACAAGAAGUGGUGCUCGACAAAAUCCUCGAUGUUUGGCUGGACAAGAUGGCUCUCGUGACGCAACUAGAGAGGCGUAAGCUUCUAGGUCUGGCCCUGGCGUCAUUACUGACCGCUCAGUCCAGUGCAGUUCUGGAGAGGUUCUGCGGCAUUGUUCUCUGUGUCACCGAAGCACUAAAUGACAUGAUGAAGAUUGAUGAAGAAGGAAGUUUAUAUGAUUCUUUAAUGUUCUCGAAUAAUCAUUUGAGCUCUGGAAGUGAAGAUGAUGUGGACUACGAAACUGAGCACGAUCAUCGACGCAAGCUGCUGUCAGCUACAGAUCCUGUGUACACUACUGUCUUGCGAGACUACUUUCAAAGACAGGUGGCAGAACUGCAAAGUCAAGUUGGCCCAGUUCAGUUCGAACAACUGAUCCAAACCAUUGAUGUUGAGACACUACAGCAGGCAAGGGCAUUCAUUGUAAUGUAAUUUGUAACAAGACUGAUGAAAUGACCUAUACAUAAUGUAUAUAUGUAUGACCUGUGUUGAUAAUUUUUAAGUAGACAGCCAUGAUUUUUAAAAAAAAAUGCAUCUUCAUUUUGUUGAAAAACAAUUAAAACUAUAAGAAUAUUAAUAAA